Lathyrus oleraceus (garden pea) is the source of this 757-nucleotide messenger RNA. RefSeq names its product ethylene-responsive transcription factor ERF096. Gene Ontology annotation, molecular function: DNA-binding transcription factor activity; DNA binding. The coding region runs from base 25 to 597 and encodes 190 amino acids. The transcript has a single exon. The record is from RefSeq and is a predicted model, not a curated record. Lineage: Eukaryota; Viridiplantae; Streptophyta; Magnoliopsida; Fabales; Fabaceae. Gene Ontology annotation, biological process: regulation of DNA-templated transcription.
CAACUUUUCAUAACCUAACCCUUCAUGGAAAACUCAAAACUUCCACAUCAAACUCUCAACAACAACAACAACAAAGUUUCAUUGAUCCCUCAUCAUGAAAUAGAUAAAUCCAACACUAAGAAAAUUCCAAAAACAUCAAACAAAGGUCAUCAGAAAAAGUACCUAGGAGUGAGACAAAGACCCUCAGGAAGAUGGAUAGCUGAGAUAAAAGACUCAUCACAAAAACUAAGACUAUGGUUAGGAACUUUUGACACAGCAGAAGAUGCUGCUAUGUCUUAUGACUCAGCUGCAAGGCUUCUUCGAGGUAGAAAUGCCAAAACCAAUUUUCCAAAUACUCGUGAACAAGAUUUCGCCAUUUUAGGAAAGAAUCCGAGAGCUUUUCACCUUCUUAAGCAUGCAAUGAUGAAAAACCAUGCAGUUUCAUCUUCUACAUCUGUUUAUUCUACUGUCAUGAUGCCAUGGAAAAAUGACGCGAUUGUCGAGGAAACUAUAGUUUGUUCUAUUGCUGAUGAUGAAGGUUCUUCUACAGGGUUUUCAUUUGGAAGUUCUAAGGUUUAUUCUUCUGUUGUUGUUGCUCCUUCUUUCAGUGCUUCUUAAUUCAUUUUGCUAAUUAAUUAAUAUUAGUGAUCCCUUGAACAAGUUUGUUCUUCAUUAUUUUGUUAAUUCAAGUUAUUAGUUUAUUUAUGUUCAUUGUGUAUAUGAUGUGGUGGCAAUAUAAUACUAGUAUACUAUACAUCAUUGGGUUGAAUUGAACUUA